CCUGCCCUGACAGGGGAGUUAACCAGGAUUCCCACCAGCAGGCUGGUGGGAGCUCUGGGGUGUGGACCCCCAGCUGCAGCUCGGAGCCUGCAGGGGAGGCGCUGCGGCUCCCCGGCUGUCAGCGCUCGUGGCCCCUCCCGGUUGCACUUCCUGUCGCAGCCCGGCCCGCCGCCGCCGCCGAGGCUCCACAAUCCCCGAACGUGCAGCCGGCGGGGCGGCACGCCCUAGCUCAGCCGGCCAAGGUUCCAGCUGGGUAGAGCAGCCUUCACCCAUUAGGAUGACUGCGCCCUCCAGCCCUCCUGCCUUCAGGCUGGAGACAUACGAUGGAGAUCAAGAAGAUGGUGCUGAUGUGGACAAGAGACAGCCAGGCAGUGGAUAUGCGCCACCCCCCAUGGAGUCACCAUUCCAGGGCGAGGACCGGAACUUCCCCCCUCAGAUCAAAGUGAACCUCAACUACAGAAAGGGAGCAGGUACCAGCCAGCUGGACCCAAACUGCUUUGACCGUGACCGUCUCUUCAGUGUGGUUGCCCGGGGUGUCCCUGAGGAUCUGGUUGGGCUACCAGAGUACCUGCGCCGUACCACCAAGUACCUGACUGACACAAAGUACACAGAGGGCUCCACGGGGAAGACAUGCCUGAUGAAGGCUGUGCUGAACCUUCGGGAUGGGACCAAUGCCUGCAUCCUGCCGCUGCUGCAGAUCGACCGGGACUCUGGCAAUCCCACGCCCCUGGUCAAUGCCCAGUGCAAAGAUGAGUACUACCGAGGCCACAGUGCCCUGCACAUUGCCAUUGAGAAGAGGAGCCUGCAGUGUGUGAAGCUGCUGGUGGAGAAUGGUGCCAAUGUGCAUGCCCGGGCCUGUGGCCAAUUCUUCCAGAAGAAAAGCCAAGGGGCUUGUUUCUAUUUUGGUGAGCUGCCCCUCUCUCUGGCGGCAUGCACGAAGCAAUGGGAUGUGGUCACCUACCUGCUGGAGAACCAGCACCAGCCUGCCAACCUGCAGGCUGCCGACUCACUGGGCAACACGGUCCUGCACGCGCUGGUGAUGAUUGCAGACAACUCGGCUGAGAAUAGCGCACUGGUGAUCCAUAUGUACGACAGGCUCCUUCAAGCUGGAGUCCGCCUCUGCCCCACCGUGCAGCUGGAGGACAUCCCCAACCUGCAGGGCCUCACGCCCCUGAAGCUGGCUGCCAAGGAAGGCAAGAUGGAGAUUUUCAGACACAUCCUGCAGCGGGAAUUCUCAGGGCCAUGCCAGCCCCUUUCCCGAAAGUUCACUGAGUGGUGCUAUGGGCCUGUCCGCGUGUCGCUGUAUGACCUGGCCUCCGUGGACAGCUGGGAGGAGAACUCAGUGCUGGAGAUCAUCGCCUUUCAUUGCAGGAGCCCGCACCGACACCGAAUGGUGGUUUUGGAGCCGCUGAACAAGCUGCUGCAGGCGAAAUGGGACCUACUUCUCUCCAGGUUCUUCUUCAACUUCCUGUGUUACCUGACCUACAUGUUCAUCUUCACUGCUGUUGUCUACCACCAACCUGCCCUGGAAAAGGCUGUCCUCCCCAUGAAAGUGACAGCUGGAAACUCCAUGCUGCUGCUGGGCCACAUCCUGAUUCUGCUGGGGGGGGUCUACCUCCUCGUGGGCCAGCUGUGGUACUUCUGGAGGCGCCGGCUGUUCAUCUGGAUCUCCUUCGUGGACAGCUACUUUGAAAUGCUCUUCCUGGUCCAGGCCCUGCUCACAGUGCUGUCUCAGGUGCUGUGUUUCCUGGCCAUUGAGUGGUACCUGCCUCUGCUUGUGUCCUCGCUGGUACUGGGCUGGCUGAACCUGCUUUACUAUACACGUGGCUUCCAGCACACAGGCAUCUAUAGCGUCAUGAUCCAAAAGGUUAUUCUGCGGGACCUGCUUCGCUUCCUUCUCGUCUACUUAGUCUUCCUCUUCGGCUUCGCUGUAGCCCUAGUGAGCUUGAGCCGGGAGGCUCAGGGCCCAGGGGUCCCCACAAGUUCAAAUGCCACAGAGGCAGUGAGGCCCGGGGCAGGACAGGAGGACGAGGAGGGCAACUCGGCCUCAUACAGUGGCAUCCUGGACGCCUCCCUGGAGCUCUUCAAGUUCACCAUCGGCAUGGGCGAGCUGGCCUUCCAGGAGCAGCUGCGCUUCCGUGGGGUUGUGCUGCUGCUGCUGCUGGCCUAUGUGCUGCUCACCUACAUCCUGCUGCUCAACAUGCUCAUCGCCCUCAUGAGUGAGACUGUCAACAGUGUCGCCACCGACAGCUGGAGCAUCUGGAAACUGCAGAAAGCCAUCUCUGUCCUGGAGAUGGAGAAUGGCUACUGGUGGUGCAGAAGGAAGAAGCAGCGGGCAGGUGUGAAGCUGACAGUUGGCACCAGGCCAGAUGGUAGCCCAGAUGAACGUUGGUGCUUCAGGGUGGAGGAAGUGAACUGGGCUGCCUGGGAGCAGACGCUGCCUACAGUGUUUGAGGAACCUACAGGGCCCAACCUUGGCACCAUGAAGAACCCCACCCUGGCCUCCCAACCCGAGGAGGACAGUACCUUGGAGGAGGACCAUCUUCCCCUUCACGUCCUGCAGUCCAGCUAAUGGCCUGGAUGCAGCAGGAAGCUGGCAGGACAGACCUAGGACAUCUUUCCAGCCCUACCUGAUGGCUCUGGGGCCCUAGGGAACUUUGGUGGCAAAUCAAUAAAUAUGGCUUUCUCAUGGCUAACUCUCCUGAAAACAUUUUUGAGCAGUUUCAGGGCCCUUAGGCUGACUGACAUUUGCAUAACUGUGAGCACAAGCUUAUGUCCAGGGCUGGACUGCUCUGCGCUCACCUGGCACAGGGGACCCUCAUCAGCGGUGUCCUGGCCAAGGUGUCCGGCUUGCUAUUAUGGCAGGUGGGAGGUGGUGGACAUGGGCAAGCAUAGCCAACUCUCCUCCCCUUCCCACAGCCUCCAGACCCCCCUUAAAGCCACCUCCAACAGGUCUCUUCAAAGCCUUUGAGCAGUUCAGCUUAGUUUAGACUCUGGAUUAUUGCUUUCUGUUCCUACUGGGUUUCCUGCUCAGUUUACAUACAUGCAAGCCAUUCUCUGCAGAGCAGCCAGAGGGGAUGUUCUGACACAAACACGGUACCUCUAUGCUCUGAAGGCUUGAGGGGGUCCCCAGUAUGCACAGGACACACCGGAUGGCAUCCUUAGCCCUCUGCAGUUUUGCCUGAGCAUUUCUAGACACUGCUUCUCCCAUACCUCUGCUACCUGCCCCACUCCAGCCCCCUGCCCGGCCAGCUCUUUCAGUACAUUCUCCACAUAAGCCAAUAGACCUCAAGCAUGUCUGAUCCCUUGGCUUGGCUCUCUGAAAUUCCCUCUCUCCAUAAUUACUCUAAGACCAGCUCAAGAAUUGUCUCAUGAUAGGCUUUCAAAUUUACUUCAGUCAAAAUGAGUUGCUCCCCCUUGGGGGUGAUGUGUUCAUAUAAUGUGCAUGCACAAUUGCAUUUUUUUUUUUUAAGUGGGAAAGACAUGAGCAUGUUCCUAUGCUGAACGGAAGGCAGAGGUUUCCAUUGCUGUUGAGAUAGGAGUGAGACAGGAUAGUAAGAGGACAGGAGAAGUCCUUGGCCAGUGGACUAGGGAAACUGAGACAGACAGCUAAACACAAUGGCAAAGCAAUUAAUUACAGCCAGGAGCAGACCCUGGGGGGAGGGGAAGGCCUGGCAGGAGCAAAACUGGGAAACAAGGACCCGCACUUCCGGGGUAACCUUUCCUCCCCAGGCCUCUCCUCCCUGGAGAUAAUAUCUAGGCCUCAUUUGUAUUUCAGCUCCAGACCCAGAAAAGCAGCAACACGAGGUGGGUGCUGUCAGAACCUAUGCAAUAACUAACGACUCCCUGCCCUGGCACUGACCAAUCAGUGGAGACCAGGACCCUGAAAAGUCCCACCUGGAAAACUGAUGAAUGUUCUACUGAAACCCUGCCCUGAGACCUUCCUUAAGAGUCCUGCCUGCGAGAGAGAUAAAAGCCUUAAGGCAAAGGACCCAGCAUGCCCUGGGCCAUUCCCUUUUCCUUAGUCCCCCAUGUCUUUGCCCACAGGCACGCAUCUCCUAAACUCUAAGGCAGUGGACAGCUGGGCAGCUUGUCACAGGCUGAUCCCCUGAAGCUGUCCCCAAGGCCCCUUUUUCUCUGGCUUCUCAGAGAGCUCAGGCAGCCCAGCCUGGGCUCUCCGGUUGCUUUUUCUAUGCUGAGCAUUCCCUUGUUUCACUGUGCUCAGCUUUAAUAAACGCACCGUUAGUCACUGAACUCAUGGCGUGGUCUUUCCGAUACUAAGUCAAGGCACACAUGCUACAGUCGGCCCUCGGCAGACCCACUCUGGGCCGAUUCUUGUGGGGUCACGGGAGGAUGGGGUGGAGAAGCCCUGGUGAAUCAGCAAAGGGGAGGGGGAGGCAGGAUGGCUGCCCUGUCCUCAGAGGCCAUUCUAUAGAGAUGUGAGCAGUGAGUGCGCGCAGUUGCGAGGCUCUGUGUGUAUUUUCAGAGUUGUGAAUUGGAAGCAGACUGGCUCGCUGUAUGCCCUGCCAAGGCUCUGCAGGGUUUCAAAGAUCUUAUCUUGUGUGAUCCUCACAACAACCUUCUAGGCCGCGGUUUCUCCACUUUCCUGAAGAGCAAUGGGACCCUCACAAAAGACAAGCGAAACACUCAAGGGCACGCACCAGAGUGACGGCACACCCAGACGACUACACGCUCGGCCGCAGCGCGCUGCAGCUUGCGCAGGCGCCCUGGGCGUCGCCGCGCAUGUGGCCCAGAAUUCCCCAGGCCGAGGAGGAGACCAUGACUGUACAGACAGGGGAGGCCUUGCGGCGGUUGUCUGGUAAAACGAGGUGGAAGUUCCCAUGACAGACCCACUGACGAGUACGGAAGACGGGAGCAGCAUCCCACUUUGAGGUUGCAAAUGAAUGAAGGACUGGCAAGAGCUGAGUGUUAGAGUGAGAGGCAUUGGCCUGGCCUGAGUCCCCUAGAUUUUGAGUGUGAAGGGUGGUGAUCAGCAGUGCACUUUGAAAGCUGGUGAUGGUGGUAGCGGCAGCUCCCCUGGGAAGAGACCACGUUUCCAGAGGAUGGUCAGCCGUGCUGCAGCAGGGGCAGCAUUUGAAGUCGCCAGGACCAGUACAACCUAGACAACCUUGACUCGGAAACCCUAGGCUUCAACAUUCACAGUAGAAACAUUCUCACCUUAUGUUAAGCAUCAGAGAGGACAUUCUUACCAACAGUAGGGCCAAGAAAUGGAUUUAGCAACCUUUGCAUAGGACAAGCACUUUGGCAUCAUUAAAUUCAUGAGUUUUCUGGUAUUGAUUGUCCCGGUCAAAAGGAGCUUCUGUACAUUUUAAUGUUGUAUUUGUUAUAUUGGGCAAGGGUCUGAGUUGUUUAAGCUGGAAACUUCCUCCUGAUAUCCAUGUGUGGUUACCAUAAACUAACAUCCAUAAUAAAGGAUGGCCUUUGGUAUUGUUUCUUAAAA
Molecule: messenger RNA, 5461 nt
Organism: Phyllostomus hastatus (greater spear-nosed bat)
Lineage: Eukaryota; Metazoa; Chordata; Mammalia; Chiroptera; Phyllostomidae
Gene: TRPV2
Product: transient receptor potential cation channel subfamily V member 2
Exons: 19
Coding region: 278-2572 (764 amino acids)
Biological process (GO): calcium ion import across plasma membrane
Cellular component (GO): membrane
Molecular function (GO): protein binding; calcium channel activity
Source: RefSeq, a predicted model, not a curated record